Messenger RNA from Cryptomeria japonica (Japanese cedar), 1211 nucleotides. Its product is annotated as exosome complex component RRP41-like. Gene Ontology annotation, cellular component: nuclear exosome (RNase complex); nucleolus; cytoplasmic exosome (RNase complex). The transcript has 7 exons. Gene Ontology annotation, biological process: poly(A)-dependent snoRNA 3'-end processing; nuclear mRNA surveillance; U4 snRNA 3'-end processing. NCBI's taxonomy places the organism in Eukaryota, Viridiplantae, Streptophyta, Pinopsida, Cupressales, Cupressaceae. The coding region runs from base 139 to 900 and encodes 253 amino acids. The record is from RefSeq and is a predicted model, not a curated record.
AAUGGAGGGAAGUAUCUCCCGUUCUCCAAACGAAAUGACUUGAAUUGCCCCAAACUCGCGAGAAGCAACGCCAAGGUUUUAAAAGGUUUUUAGGUCGAUAUAGAGCGAAUCUGUUCAUCAAUCCGAUAACAAUUGAACAUGGCGGGUAAGCCUGGAACGAUACCAACAUACAACAUUGGUCCUGCAGAGAGCACCAAAUCUCAGGAACGCCUUGUACAUGAUGGUGUUCGCACUGAUGCUCGCCACUUACUAGAGUGCAGGCUUGCUUUUUUAAAGACUGGGGCGGUGAAUGCAGCUGCAGGGUCUGCAUAUGCAGAAUUUGGAAACACGAGGGUUAUAGUAUCUGUAUUCGGUCCUAGGGAAAGUAUGAAGGCACAAACAUAUAGUGAUGUUGGAAGGUUAAAUUGUAGUGUGAGCUUCACAACAUUUGCAACUCCUAUUCGGGGAAGGCUUAGCCAGGGAAUAGAACAUAAAGAGUAUUCCACAAUGCUGCACAAAGCCUUGGAGGGUGCUGUGAUGUUAAAUACAUUUCCGAAAACUACAGUUGAUGUUUUUGCUUUAGUGCUUGAAUCUGGUGGUGGUGAUCUCCCGGUUGUCAUAACUUGUGCCAGUCUUGCCCUUGCCGAUGCUGGCAUUAUGAUGUUUGACCUAGUAACUGCAGUUUCUGUGGCAUCUAUUGGUAGAGAUCUUAUUAUUGAUCCAAUUUCAGAAGAGGAGGAUUGCCAAGAUGGAGGGUUGAUGGUAGCAUGCAUGCCUUCUCGAAAUGAGAUCACACAACUUACCAUUAAUGGAGAGUGGUCUACGACAGCAGUAUCUGAGGCUUUGAACCUUUGUCUUGAUGCAUGUAGAAAGCUGGCCGAUAUUAUGCGGGUAUGUCUGAAAGAAUCAGCUACUGAGUAAUCAUGAAAUGGACUACUUCAGAUGGUUUGAAAAGUAUGAUGCUCAAUUUUGCAAUUUGAGUUGGUAAAGUUAGGAGUUAGUUUCAGAGAAUGUCAUCGUGUCUUAUUUUUACCAUUGUUCCUUGUGUAAUCUCUUGUAUAGGAAAGUUUGACUAUGCUUAUACCCAUACACAUUUCCAGAUCUUCCAUGUAAUAGCUGACUACAUUAUUAGAAAAAAUAGUUUUUGCAUUGAAGGAUAUUUCUUUUUAUAUGGAAAUUGCAAAAAAAUUGUAUAUUGAAUAUAUUUUGGUAAAUCAAACCUUUUUUGCUCA